This is a messenger RNA of Gadus macrocephalus (Pacific cod), 3787 nucleotides long. It is a transcript of the gene rfx5, whose product is annotated as regulatory factor X, 5. The record is from RefSeq and is a predicted model, not a curated record. Lineage: Eukaryota; Metazoa; Chordata; Actinopteri; Gadiformes; Gadidae. The transcript has 11 exons. Bases 408 to 2309 code for a protein of 633 amino acids. Gene Ontology annotation, molecular function: RNA polymerase II cis-regulatory region sequence-specific DNA binding; DNA-binding transcription factor activity, RNA polymerase II-specific. Gene Ontology annotation, biological process: regulation of transcription by RNA polymerase II.
ACAUGCUGAGCUAAUGACAAGGCGCGCGUAUCUAUAAUGUUGAGCUAACUAGUUAGCACGUUGCUAAAUUUUUGAGCAAACGAUUUAGCGCGAGGCUAAAGCGCCAAGCUUACAAUUUAGCGCGGGGCUAACGUGCCGAUCUAACGACUUAGCACGGGGCUAAUGAACCGAGCUAAAGGCUUAGCACGGGGCUAACGCGCCGAGCUAACGCGCGGGGCUAGGAGGGCGGGCUCGCUGCGCACCGCGGUCACAUGACACGCAGUGUGUGUGUGUGUGUGUGUUUGAUAUUAGCGUGAACGCUAUGUAUUCCUGUUUGUAUUAGUUUAUAUUUUUUCUAUUCGUGUGUUUGUUAUGAACUAGAUGGCGGUGGUGAGGAGCCCCCGCUGAAGGCUUCUGGAGGCGUCUUGAUGAGCGACCAGCCGGUGCUCCAGGGGGAGGAGUCCUCUCAGAGAGGGGAGGAGCCUUGUUCCACGGGGGAUGGGCACCUGGAUGCGGGGGAGGAGCCUAGCGUGCUGCUGCACAAGCUUAAGAGCAACAUCUCCAAGAAUGUGGAGAGCAAAGUGGAGGACAUACUGCAUGAUGUUCAGCGCUUCUCAGACAACGACAAGCUCUACCUCUACCUGCAGCUCCCGUCUGGACCGGGUCCCGGAGACAAGAGUGCGGGGGACUCCAGCUCCUUCAGUACAGCUGACCAGCUCCACACCUGCUGCUGGAUCCGCUCCCACCUGGAGGAGCACUCGGACACCUGCCUCCCCAAGCAGGACGUCUACGAGACCUACAGGCGCUACUGUGAGAACCUCCACCAGAGGGCGCUCAGCGCCGCCAACUUCGGGAAGAUCAUCAGAGACAUCUUCCCCAACAUCAAGGCCCGCCGGCUAGGCGGCCGAGGGCAGUCCAAGUACUGCUACAGUGGGAUCAGGAGGAAGACUGUCCUCAACAUGCCCCUCCUGCCCAACCUGGAUCUCAGCAGUGACCCGGCGGAGCUGACGGAGCUGGUGCAGACGUACCGGGCGGAGGUGACGGAGGCGGCCUGCCAGCUGAUCUGCGACUGGGCCCAGAAGAUCCUGAAGCGCUCCUUCCUCACGGUGGUGGAGGUGGCGCGCUUCCUGGUCCACGAGCACCUGGUGGACCCGCGCUGCGCCCAGGCCAGCCUGCUGACCGCCGCCACGCUCACCGGAGGUCCUUCUAAACCCAACAAGGUGAUAAAGAAGAUUUCUAGAGAAACAGAGAACGUCCCAUCAGACGCGAAGAGGGAGAAGGAGGCGGAGUCUUCCUCCUCCUCGUCUAAACCUCCGCCAGCUGACAGACCCUCGUCCUCCUCCCUGGACGCCGCUCCCCCUCCCGGCUCCUCCUCCCUGCGGACUGCGGGGGGGCGGGACCUCCAGGUGGAGGCCCUGAUGAAGCACCUCCCCCGGAUCCUCCCCAGGAGCUCGGCCCCGGACAAGGCCCCGCUGGCCGUGCGCGCCUCCCCCCCCUCCCUGGCCCCCAAGGACGCCUCGGGGGUGAAGGUCAUCGCCAUGGCGACGCUGCCCCAGCAGCAGGGCGGCGCGAUGCCGCUGGUGAUCCUGCCCCAGGGCUGCCUGUCCUACGGCGAGAGGGACCGCCCCCCCGCCCACCACCCCCGCCCCCCGCCGCACCACGCCGCCCCGGCCACGCCCACCUCCGUGCUGCAGCGGGCCAGGGGAGGGGCCAAGAGGCCCCUGGAGGCGGGGCCUGCGCUUGGGGGCGGAGCCAACGCCACGCCGGUCAAACGGAAGCGAGGGAGACCCCGGAAGGCCCGCCCCGAUGACCCACCCCCUCCCCCUCCCCCCGCCCCGCCCCCUCCCCCCCUCACGCAGCACGCCUCCAUCAUCACCUCGCUCACCGGGGGGGUCAUCCAGAAGGCGGGCUCCUCCUCCCAGCAGGUGGUGGAGCUGGUGAUCCAGGAGCGGCCGCCCCCCCGCAGGGGGGUCCUGGUGCACGGCGGCCUGGAGCCCCCCCCCAACCCCCUGCUGCUGCUGCAGGGCCCCGCCCCCGGGCCCCCCCCCGUGGCGGGGAGGACCGCCAUGGUGGAGGUCAUCAAGAGAGCCCCCAAGCCCCGCCCCCAGACGCCCCCCCCCGCUCAUCAAGCUGGAGAAGGGGGAGGUGGAGAUCACCCUCACCCCCUAGGACCCCCCUCGGCCCCCCUCGGCCUCCUCCGUGACUCCGCCCCUUUGACCGGCUCCUCCUCCUCCUCCUCUGCCGACGGGGGGGCCCCCCCGCCCCCUGCUGCUGGUCGCCGUGGUAACCAGCACUCCUGCCGUCCCUCCCUAUCGGUGGAAAGUCCCUGACGGGGACGCAUGAAGCCACGCCUCUCAGAGGACGAGGCCCCGCCUCCACGAGGUCGAAGCGCCGCCCCUCCUACAUGGACCGCUGCAUGCUCCUCCCCCCCCCCCCCCCCCCCCCCUCCCCAGGCUCUGCAUGGCUUUUUACUUCCUCCCUCCUCCCCUUAACGUCCUUGCUUGGCUCCUCCCUUCCUCCAGUGCUGAGAGGAGGAGCAGCAGGAGGAGGAGAGACAGUAAGCAGAGCUCCAGUAUUGGUCACGGUGCUCAGAGAGUUUAUACGGGUUGAACCUCGUCUGGUUCAUGUGUGGAUAAGGUCUGGUCCUGUUCCCUCUGCCCUGGACCCAGUGGGUCACUGCUCCGGGUCACUGCUCCGGCUCCAGUGAGCCGGGUCUCUGGGUUCAGUGAGCUGGUCACCGGGUUCAGGGAGCUGGUCACUGGGUUCAGUGAGCUGGUCACCGGGUUCAGUGAACAGCUCACUGGGUUCAGUGAGCUGGUCACCGGGUUCAGUGAACAGCUCACUGGGUCUUCACGGCUCUUCUAUGCAAGUGGAGAACAGGGGGUGACUUGAGUGCGUAGGAAGGAGAUAACUUGUUUCCUGUUCAGAUGGCUCCCUCACUGCAAUAUGUCUCGCCACCACCAGGUGUCGUGCUGAAUACUGUCCACAAGGUCCAUAAGUAGCAAGUAUGAAACCAAAUACUUUCCCCUGUUCCAAGAAUGGGUACCUAGUAUAAAAACUCCUCCGUGAGUACUGCUGUUUUCUAAAAGGUUGCCUUGGCAACAGGCAUGGUGAGCGUAGGUGAAGGGUUGCCCACAGGGCGGUAUGCAGGGCACAGUAAUAUCUGUGGAUUCACUAAGGGAAGGUUGUACCACCUGAAUACGUCAAACCUAAAAGCACAAACACAAGUUUAUCUUAACAGUGACCUCGCGAGCCGUUCUGGUUCCAUCAGUCCUACCUUGCCAUGGCAACAAACUCCUCCAGCCAGCCCCCACUUGGCCAACGCACUCACCACAGGACCCCCGAGGGGCUCCCAUGACGUCCCAUCUCUGGCGUCACAUGGGCCCCGGCUGGUCAUGUGUGGUCGGAUCCUCUCUCUAUAGGCUAUAUUCUGACUGUAGGCUGUAAGAUAUAUUCUGACUGUAGGCUAUAUUCUGACUGAAGGCUAUAAGGUAUAUUCUGACUGUAGGCUAUAAGGUAUAUUCUGACUGUAGGCUAUAAGGUAUAUUCUGACUGUAGGCUAUAAGGUAUAUUCUGACUGUAGGCUAUAAGGUUUACUCUGACUGUAGGCUAUAGGGUAUAUUCUGACUAGGCUAUAAGGUAUAUUCUGACUAGGCUAUAAGGUAUAUUCUGACUAGGCUAUAUUCCGACUGCAGACUAUAAGGUAUAUUCUGAUUGUAGGCUAUAUUCUGAAUGUAGGCUAUAAGGUAUAUUCUGACUGUAGGCUAUAAGGUAUAUUCUGACUGUAGGCUAUGAGGUGUAUUCUGAC